This is a messenger RNA of Acipenser ruthenus (sterlet), 1369 nucleotides long. Its product is annotated as ubiquitin-conjugating enzyme E2 D4-like. The record is from RefSeq and is a predicted model, not a curated record. NCBI's taxonomy places the organism in Eukaryota, Metazoa, Chordata, Actinopteri, Acipenseriformes, Acipenseridae. Gene Ontology annotation, biological process: ubiquitin-dependent protein catabolic process; protein polyubiquitination. The transcript has 7 exons. Gene Ontology annotation, cellular component: nucleus. Bases 177 to 620 code for a protein of 147 amino acids. Gene Ontology annotation, molecular function: ubiquitin conjugating enzyme activity.
AUUUGUGCUACCCUGAACAAAAAGCGGAAACAAAAGAAAUCAAAAAUCCUAAAACACACCCUUGGUGAGCGACUGAGAGAAAGAGAAAGUAUUUGUUUGAUUUUUUCCUGUAGUCGUAUCAAAAGACACGAACAGAAAUAUACGUUCAUUAGUUUUAGUUUGUCCGGCUUGUAGUCAUGGCUUUAAAAAGAAUACAGAAGGAGUUAAAUGACUUGCAACGGGAUCCACCUGCACAGUGCUCAGCGGGUCCAGUGGGGGAUGAUUUGUUUCAUUGGCAAGCAACAAUAAUGGGACCUAGCGACAGUCCAUAUCAAGGAGGGGUUUUCUUUCUCACAAUCCACUUUCCGACAGAUUACCCUUUUAAACCACCAAAGGUAGCGUUCACAACAAAAAUAUAUCAUCCAAACAUAAACAGUAAUGGAAGUAUUUGCCUGGAUAUUUUGAGAUCACAGUGGUCCCCGGCACUAACAGUAUCAAAAGUUUUAUUGUCCAUAUGUUCAUUGCUUUGUGACCCAAACCCUGACGACCCCUUAGUACCAGACAUAGCACACAUCUACAAGUCAGAUAAAGAAAAAUACAACAGACUAGCAAGAGAAUGGACUCAGAAGUAUGCAAUGUAAAGAAAACCGAACAGAUUUUAAAGUCACAAGGCACUGUAAAUUCUAGAAUCUAAGGGGGAAAAAAAAGUAAAUUUAGGUAAUAUUGUUGAACACAAUGUACUGUUAGCAUAUCACUAAAAGGCAAUUACCAUUAAUGAACCAAGAUUUAGUAUUUUACAGGAAAAUUCUCCUCUGUCCAAAACUUACAUGAGAAGGCUUAGUGGAUUUUGUGCAUUGCAGACAGACUUUUUUCCUUUUAUUUUAGCACUUCUUGAUCUCUUAAACCCAUUAAAAAUAAACUUGUAAUGCAGCUUUCUUGCUGUGGUCACAAAUAGGUUUAAAAAAAUCUUAUUUUCUUUCAUUUAAAAUAUUUGGUUCUCUUUCCUUUAUUCAUCCUGUAGGUCAUUUCUAUUUUUUUUUUGAGAUUUUUAUUGUAUAGUAUAAAAGCUAUACAGAAUCUAUUUUUAUUAUUUUGCAUUUAAAAGUAAAAAAUAAAAAAUAACAUUUGUAAAGUUGUUAAUUUACUUUUGUACAUAUUAAAAUACUAGUAAUAUAUACAUAGCUUGAGUUAAAUUGAACAAAACCUGUUAAGAUUAAUGUGUGAAUUGACAUCACUACUGUAAUUUAAGCCAUCUGAAUGCACUUAUGCAAUACUAAUCUAACCAAAAAUAUUAACAUAACCUAAAAAAAAAACAUGCGCUUGUCUUGCUUUUCCAUAACUUGAGUCCCAUUCGUCUCUUGCAUAGUAAUAUCUUAUUAAAAGUUUGAAU